Molecule: messenger RNA, 4617 nt
Organism: Candidozyma auris
Lineage: Eukaryota; Fungi; Ascomycota; Pichiomycetes; Serinales; Metschnikowiaceae
Product: DNA-binding E3 ubiquitin-protein ligase SNT2
Exons: 1
Coding region: 1-4617 (1538 amino acids)
Biological process (GO): histone catabolic process
Cellular component (GO): Lid2 complex
Molecular function (GO): ubiquitin-protein transferase activity; chromatin binding
Source: RefSeq, a predicted model, not a curated record
AUGACCACUGCUCUGGCCAGACCCAGGAGAAAGGGCGCUGGCAACAAAAAUUACUCAGAUGCGUACCCAGAGCAGCUACUAGAAGCGUUGGAUCCCCCUGCUGGAUCGGCAGCGACGAAGAAUUCCAAUUCGGCAAGAGGUAAGAAACCUUUAGCACGAGGCUCGGCUACCACUCCCACACCAAUAUCAACGGGGAGACUCCCUUUCAAUUGGCAACCUCCCGCCGGACCAGGCGAUUAUUUCUCCCAGAAACUUAACCUAGAAGGCGCCUACAUAAACACGAGGCUCCAGACCUUGUAUUGUCCUGAGCAUCCGUACUACGACAGCAAGGGUGGAGACAAGGCGACUGGACAUGUGCAGCUGCUUCUAUCGCUGCACCCAUCGUUGGCAGGUACUGCAAGAGCGGCCUCAAGACGACGAGCCACCAAGGAGCCCUAUUUUUGCUUGAAGAAGGGCGACUACAUCUACAUGGUGAGUGAGCCUCCAGGCGAGCCUUACUACAUUGGCAGGGUGAUGGGAUUCACGAGGAAGAGCAAGCAAGAUCUCAGCGAGGAGGAGCCAGAGCUCGUAGACGCCUCGCUCUAUGUUUUCCAGAUUCAAUGGUUCUACAGACCCAGAGAUAUUUCUAAACACACGUCGGACUCUCGUUUAUUGUAUGCUUCGAUGCACAGCGAUACGUGUCCGUUGCAGAGCUUUCGUGGCCUCGUGACAGUCAAACACAAGGCGGAGAUCGAUCUCCCGCCUGGUUCCUCCAAGGAAAACACGCCAAUGUCGGCGCUAGAGGCUUACUGCUCGAUCCCCAACUGCUUCUACUUCGAUAAGUUGUUCGACAGGUAUAUGAUCAAGUUUUACGACAUCAUAAAGACUUCCACGCUUCUCCAGUACGUCAGCAACGCCGCCAACAACAGUCAACAUUACAUUUUGGCGCUCAAUAAGCGGUUUGAGUUCAUCUUCAUGGAACCUUCCAGAAGCAAGCAAUUCAUCAACAACUUUGAUUCGACACUGAGUUCUCACUGUGACAUCUGCUCUGAGUGGUGUGCUACCAACGAAUCAGUCACCUGUGCCGGGUGUGAAAAACACUUUCAUAUGCUAUGCUUAGACCCCCCACUUCUAAAGAAACCAAGCAGAGGUUUCAGUUGGUCCUGUGCACUUUGCACCAAAAAGCACGAGCUUGAAUACCAAAGCAAAAAGAUGGUUAUGCUUUCUCACGACAACAAAUCUUCCAACGAGAAGGAAAUUUCCGAAACGAGCGAUACGAUAGAGUCCACUCCUGAAGAAGCCCUCGAGGAAGAAGCCCCAAAAAGAAAAACUGAGAGGUCUCUUCCGAAGUAUGAGCAGAUGGCCAAGAACUUCUUGAUUGCAGAUGCAGCUCUCACCGUCGAGGAUCGCAGACUCAAGGAGGAAUGGAGUAUGCGGUACUUGGGUGUCCACACUAGACUCGAAGACGCCGUCGACUUAGACGAUAGAUCACCUUAUCCUAGAGCCUCCACAAGUUUGGGGCCGAAGUACCAGGCUUCUAACAUUCCUGAGUACAUCGACCACCCUAUAGUGUACUACGACGACGACAAGGCCACCGAAAACGGCAAGAAAAAAGCCCCGGCUAAGAAGGGCAACAAGAGAAAGACUGUGGAAGAACAGACCAAGCCUCUACCGCUCCCAAAACAGUUUCAGGACGUUCCUCGGAAGGAGUUUCCCCAAUGGCUUCAGCCUAGACCAAAAGGCUACAUCGAGCGUGGUGUAGAUGACGGCGAAGGUGAAACUUGCACCCUUUUAUGGAAGAACCGGGAAGAGGACUUGGCAGACAAUUUUGCAAAGUUUGAUGACUAUGUUCGUGCGUGUAACCCAAUUGCCCAGAAACUCAACAUGUAUCCGACGUCUCCCAACUUUGUGGACGCAAUUCUCAAGAUUUACUACGACUGUGAUGGGGACACCAUUGCCUCCAUGGAGCAAGUCUCUAAACUCACUCGGGCUUCAUUAAAAGAGCCUACAUUCACUGCGGAAGAGAUCAGGCGUUUUGAGAAUGGUGUUAAGAAGUACGGUAGUGAAUUGUAUCCCACCUACAAGCUUGUGAAGUCGCAGCCGUGCUCCAUGGUUGUCAGAUUCUAUUACUUGUGGAAGAAGACUCCCAGAGGACGACAAAUUUGGGGUAAUUUUCCAGGACGCAAGAAGAAGCCUAACGCUGCAAGGGACGAGAAACCAGCGAAGGAGUUCGAAUCCUUGGCUGAUGAUGAGGACGAUUCUUCAUACGAAAAUGAGAAGAUUGUUAUUAAACAUCGCAAGUUUCGAUGCAAACACUGCAAAACGUACAAAUCGGUGCAAUGGUUUAAGAUCACCGGAUUUGACGAGAAGACAGUCUACGACGACAGUAUUGAAGAUGAUGUUGAUCCGGACGCAGUAAACGCUCUCUGUUUCCGUUGUGCCAAGCUCUGGAGACGUUAUGCUGUAUAUUGGGAAGAUCCUCAGGAGGUCGAGAGGAAAAACACCAAGGGUGUUGGAGGCUACAGAAGGAAAGUUGAGGCAGAGUUGGUCGCAGACGCUGAAAAGAUUUUAGCGAGGGCUCAGCAAGAAGGUGGAGGUCUAUCAUAUGAUAUAGUACCACCUAGACCUGGUGAAAGCUGCGUUCUCAUCACUGACGGCUUUCGUCCGACAACUUUGGAUGGAAAUUUCAGUGGCCAUUCUCGGCGCCUUUCGGGUCUCAACAGCCUGGCAGCAAUUCCUACACCCCGAGCAUCCACAAUUAAAACUUCUACUGCUAAGGCGCCUACCUCAAGAAACAGGCUGGAAUCAAAUAAUGUCAAGGCGCCUGCUACUGUUCAAAAACCUUCUCAGCAAAUUAAAACAAUAAGCUCUCCCGCAAAGUCACGACAGCGGGCCAAUGGGACCCCAGUCAAGACUGAUGAUUCUUUGGAGACCAAGCGGAAACCUCUUCAAUCGACGAACGGAAAGGCGAAAGCAGAACCGAAGGCAAAGCCAAAGAAAAAACCUUCGCCCGUGAAAGAAGAAUCGAAAGACAAUGUGGCUGGUGCCAAGGUCGAAAAGACACAAAAUGGAACGACGAAGAAGCCCAGCAAUGUAGGGAACACCAAAAAACGUGCCCUGCUUGAGGAUCAGAGCAAGAACGCUGAAGGGUAUGAAAAAGUACAGCCACCAAAGACUAAGCGACAAAAGCGUCAAACCCCAUCUGAAACUUUGAACAUUGUCAGUCCCAUUCUUAAUCCUGACUAUAUUGUUCCCGCAAACACCAUCUCCAAAGUUGACAAAAAGAUGUAUCCCGCUCUCAACGAAAAUGUUCUAAAAGAGAUAAUCACAAAUUUCAAAACAAGACAAUUAGUCGAUCUCAAACUGCUCACACUGGCCUUUCAGGCACCUUCUCAGUCCGCCAUAGAACUUCCAUUUUCAGUGAAUGAUAGAAAUUGCUGCAUUUGCAUGGAAUACGACGAUAAAGAUGACUCUCUUCUUGAGAUGCUCAUCUGUUCCAAUUGUGGUGUAAAUGUCCAUUCCACCUGCGCUGGUAUAGCUAUAUCAGGUAAACAAAAGCCAGUAAAGCAAUGGCUCUGUGAUGCUUGCGUCAAUGACCUUAGCCCGCAAUACUCAACCACGUAUUCUUGUUCUCUUUGUCUCGCCAACGAGAUGAACUACGAAUACUCUAUUCUGGGCUCACCAUCUGUCAAGCCAGACUAUUUGACCCCUGUGCUAGAUUCUGGGAAGUGGGUUCAUUUGUUGUGUGCCUUGUUCUCACAUAAUCAAGUUUCGUUUAGAAAUAUUAUACCGCCCUCUUUUAUUUCAAAAGAGGUGAUGAAUUGUACGAGCACUAGGCACGUCGGCUGUGCAGUUGAGAGCGUUUCGAAUGUUUUCGUUGAAAAUUACACUUCCAGAUGUGGAAUUUGUAAAUCCUACAGUGGUGCUAUGAUUACAUGCGACGCUUGCCGUGGGGAAAAGUACCACAUUACCUGCGCCCAAGAUACCCCAAAUUUCAAACUCGGCUUCAAGCUCGUGCCUCAAAAAAUAUCAAGAGCGAGCACAAACACAUAUAUCGGAGAAGAGACCGGUAAGUUGGAGCCGGUCCUUCUUUGCCCCAGACAUGACCAGAGAAACGCUCUCUACAACAUGAGAGCUCUGGGGAAGAGAACACUCAAUGGAGAGCUCAAACCAUUGAUGCAGCUUUUCAUUGAAGACAUUUGUCGUCUUGCAAAUCACAGACUAACUGGACCGCAGCUUAAGGCACACAACUACAUGAAGAUGAUUGAGAAAUUCACGCAGACCGAGGAAGAAUUGGCUGCAAAAGCGAGAGAAAGUGGUCUGCCUCAGAAGAAUAGUAGUUGCAAUAAUCAUGUCUGUGAAGUUUGCAAGCUUACAGCGUCACCGAAAUGGUGGCCUUCACCUGAAAAACCAAACGCCUUCAGGUGCCAUGGUUGCCAUCACCUGAACGAUAUGGGGAGAAUCGCAGAGGCCGAUGCUGAAAGUGCCCAACUUGUCAACGAGCUCAACGAGCCAAUAAGAGCGGAACAUUUUGGUCUCAAAGAACCGCUGGAUCACAUAUCAAAAGUUUACAAGCCUGUCGACGGGAAACCUAAUGUGGAACGCUCCAUGAUUACACUAAGCGAGAUAUUAUGGUAG